Messenger RNA from Pogona vitticeps (central bearded dragon), 2120 nucleotides. The record is from RefSeq and is a predicted model, not a curated record. Lineage: Eukaryota; Metazoa; Chordata; Lepidosauria; Squamata; Agamidae.
UCUUUCUACCUAUCCCCGCAGUGGCGGCAGGUUUCGCGACCAGGUUGUCUACAGAUCUGUGCUCCUCCGAAUACAUUUGUGAUGUUUCAUCAAUAGAAAGGGGAAUACUUUUUGGUGUGCCAAGUGUAAGGAAAGAAAAACAUUCCAGUUUCUGGUUGCUGGCCUAGAGCUCAGGCUGAGAUGUCAGAGGGGCCAUCCAAGAUCACGGGGCCCAUUCCCCCAGACCCUACCGUUUGCCCACAUUAUUACAGAGGCUGCCUAUCAGCCCGAGGGAGACUAGAAGGAAAUGAUGUGAAGCUUGACCUGCUCCCUGGUCCUAUUCCACCAGAGUUUAGCCUCUAUCCCACAUACUAUAGCACUCACCUCACUGUCCCUCCUCCACGGAUUAAACCUAAUGCCAAGGAUGUUCUGGAGAGGAGUCAGAACGGCUCAGUGGGUGCCCUGCUGCAGCUGGAUGGGCUGUUCUGCGAGAAGUGGCCACCAAAGUGCAAGGAGCAAAAGGACCAUGAGAAGGAGAAUCUGAAGCGCAUGAGGGAAAUUCAGAGGAAAUGCCGAGAGAAGGAGCAGGCUCGGGAGCUAAGCCAGCCCAAGCCUGUGAAAGCCCUCUGGAAAUCUCAGAAGUAUGAGAAUGUGGAGUCCAAAGUGAAGGCCAAGUUGCAGGUGUCUCCUGUUCCUCCAAACCCCAGUACUCAAAACUAUCUGAGAGCAUAUUCUCGCUGUGGCACAGGAGUUCAUCCACGGAGGUCAACGUCUCCAAAUCCUUCCCAGUUGAAGGGAACAGCGGACACAGUUGCUGAAAUAAAAGGACAACCAGGCAGUGUCAAGGAAAACAGCAAAGAGGUGGACUUCAUCAGCCACAAUGCCCAAAAUGCCAAACGAGCCCAGCUACAACGUUCGCGCUCCCUGCAAUCACUAAUCAAUGUGCUAGAGAAGAAACGUAAGGAGCAGGAAGAAUACAAUGACAAGCAGAAGGGUCAUGUCCCCCACUAUCUAAUUGAGAGGAAGAACAACUGGCAGAAAGAAGCAGAAGAGAGGCAGCGCAACAUGCCUGACCCUGCCAGCCCACCAGGCCAUAUCAUGAUGGCAGACAGCCAACGACUAGAAACUCUCAGCAACCUCAAACAAAGCCAGGAGCAGUUGUUGAAAGAGCUUCUGUUACUUCCAGUGCGGAUUGACUCACUGAGUGUCCGAGCCCGACAGAUCACCCUAGAGAAGAAGCUGUCACAGAUUGAAGAGGCACUGAAGAUAUUCUCCCGGCCAAAAGUCUUCAUCAAACUGGACUCUUAGAUAGGACUAAGAGGUACUUCCUUUCCCAGCCUCCCCAUCUGGAAUAUAAGGGAGAGUACAGUUUAGAUUUUGCUUUUUGCUCUUAGAUUCUGCUCUUAGAUUCCAUCUUCCUCCCCAAUUCCCACUCAACUGUCACAGUGAUGCAGACAUUUUCUGCUACAUCCUUGUGGCCAACUUCUCCUUUUGUGCUUUUUUCUUAGCACCCAGUCUUUGAGAAGUUAGAAAGCUAAAAAUACUCCUCCAUGUCAAGAAUGUAAGCCUGCACCCCUCUGGUAGAUGUUUCCACUCCAGUUCAUACCAGUUCAGGGUUCCAGUCAGUGUGGCCAGUGGACAAGGAUUAUGGGUAUUAUAGUGUGACAACAUUUGGAAGGUCAUGGUUUCCUCAUCCCUAUCCUAUAUAUGUUUGUCUGUGCUACUUUACAAACUAAUAGACUAAAUUGCCCAAAAUAUGUAAGGAGAGUGGGUGGCAUGGAGAUGUCUUUGUUGCAGAGACAUCCACCAGUCUGAGAACUGUAAAAUAUAUAUAGCCACAGCUUGAGAAUUCCUCUCUGUGGCAUAAGGGAGUGGGUGUAUGUGCUGGAGAAAGCCCCAUUUAGUGGUGCAGUAGGUCAGAACCUGCUGGGAAGCGAUUGCACUCCAGUAGAUCUUAGGCUUUGCACAAAACAGUCCAGGAAGGACCAUACAUAUAGGUGAUGCACCGUGACAAAAGUGCCUGAAGCUUAUAGGAAUGUGUACAGUUGUAACAAGCAAUUUGAUAGUUCAAAAUAAAAUAAAAUAACUUUUUGUAAGCAUUUGACACCUCAGAGAAACCAAAACUGAGUAUGUGCCUUUGC